Molecule: messenger RNA, 2435 nt
Organism: Pseudophryne corroboree (corroboree frog)
Lineage: Eukaryota; Metazoa; Chordata; Amphibia; Anura; Myobatrachidae
Gene: TUFT1
Product: tuftelin 1
Exons: 13
Coding region: 53-1192 (379 amino acids)
Biological process (GO): intracellular signal transduction
Cellular component (GO): cytoplasm; intracellular anatomical structure
Source: RefSeq, a predicted model, not a curated record
ACUCCCCGCCCCCCGGCUCAGUGAGCAGGUGCCCCGGUGCUGUAAGAGCAGUAUGUCCGCCAGCCUUUGUACCCUGCAGCAGCUCCAGCCGGAGCCCGAGCCGGACAAUGUAAAAACCCUGCGCCUGACCCUCCGCAAUGACCAGUCUCCGGAGAGGGGCGACACCACCAAGGUGAAGCCUGUGGGACGUGCCUUCGCUCUGAUCUCAACUCGGCCACAAAGGGGGUCCCGGACACUCAACUCCGAACUGAUCAAGUCCAAGGAUGGAGAUGAAGAAAUCAUUAAGGUCUACCUGAAAGCGAAAGCUGAGGACAAAGCCAACCACGAAUGGAACGUUAGCCAGCUGAAGAACGAGGUCCGACACAUCCAAGAGGCUCGCACCUCCCUCACACUCCUCAGGAAAGACCUUGAUGCCUCAAAGGAGGGACAGCAGUCGGACAAGGGACUUCAGAAUGGAGUUGGGCACUUUUCAGCACCCUGGUCAGAGUCAGAAGAUGGUGAAGAGUUCCCACUGGAUAACGGGCAGAACUUGCGGGAGACUGCUCAGAGACUGUACGCCAAGCUGCAGGAGACUGAGAAGCGGCAUCAGUCUGACCGCAAGAUGUACGAGGAGAGACUGACCCAGUGGCAACGGGAGGCGGAGCAAAGCAGCAUGGCGCGGCGGGAGGCACAGGAAACGGCCGCUGAAAGGCAGGAAGAGGUAGAGAUGCUGCGGAGGCUGAUGUCCAGUAUGGAGAAGGAACACCAAGAACUGCUGCAGAGGGUUCAGAAUAACGAAAAAGAGAUGGAGAAUAUGAGAGAGGCGAAACAGCAAGACGGCCCGCUGCAGGAGAGGUGCCAAGAGCUGGAAAAAACAGUGUCUGGACUCAAGGAGAAGAUCCACCACCUGGACGACAUGUUAAAGAGCCAGCAACGUAAAGUGCGUCAGAUGAUCGAACAGCUGCAGAAUUCCAGGACCACCAUGCAAGAGAAGGAUUCCAUGAUUCAGGAGUUACGGGAGAAAGUGUCGUGGCUUCAGUCGGAGAACCUGGAACUACAGGACAAACUGGAACACUUUCUGUCCUCCCAACCAGGACACACAUCCUACCUGCCCAGAAAUUAUCCUAACCCCAGCCUAAAGAAUGUCAAGCGAGUGUACAUCCCUGCAGGAUCUGGCAGGCCUUUGCCGCUUAUAAAGUUAGUGGAGACAUGAGCUGUUAUGUGGGAUGGACCCCGUCGCCUAGUCUGUUCUUCACGGGCACCUGCCGGACUGGAAAGGGUGGAUUUUGCACUUUUGUUUACCCGUUGCCUUCCCCCAGUGGAGCAUACACCUUGCAGCUAAGUCUUUCUGCACUGAGAAGUGCAUUACGGCACCGAUGUAGGAUUGUAGACCUUGCUGUAUUGGGGGUGUGUUUCAGGAAUCUACCAACCUAGGUCCCUCGUUGCUGACUCCUGUCCAUUCUGGAUUUUUUUUUCUCCUGUCCAUAAGGACGGGAUAUUCUAGCUGGCUGGUGAGUCUGGAUCUUGGGCUAUGCAAUAACGAGAAGCCUUAAAUUUGUCACUGAAACCAAAGAUCUUUAAGAGGGACAAUGAACUGGGUGUUGCCCAUCAUGGUCGACCCCCGACCUGCUACCUCUGCAUAUCCCCCUCCUGGUUCCAUCCAAUCUCUGCAGAGAUGUCUCUGUCUCUUCUGGAGCUGGCUGGGAGUGCGAAGACUGGGGAAGCCCCAGGGAGCUCUGGUUCCCAGCUGUCUGUUGGGUCUCUGCCAUGUGUUCUGUGCUGUAGGUUAUAUAAUCUGAUGGCGUUCCAGGCUCCCCCUCCUAAUUACCAGAGUUGUAACAAAAUGAUUUCCAGUGAGAACUGAAUGUCCCGUCCUAUAUAUAUAUGCACAGCGUGAUCCCCCCCAGGCCCUUCUCCCCUUUGUGUCUGGAUUUGCGGCACGCUGAAUGGAGAUUAGUGGCUUGCAGAAAACAGAUGAUGGAUUUGAAGUCUUAUUAACCUAAAGACUCCAGCCCAAACCUGGAGGGUGUUCCUGAUCUUCUCCUGUGACUUGAUAGAGGAACCCCGUCCCACUGUCUCCCUUAUGUGUUAAGCUACUUAGGUGCCCGGGUGCAGCUGUGCCUUAUACUACCUCAGGUGGAUAAUAUGUAUACGGUUAUAACAUCAUGGCAAUAUGCUGUAUAUUUAAAGCAGAUUAGGACAACCUGUGGCUCACCGGCUGGCAGGUUAUGUUGGAACUUGUAGUUCCGCAACAGCUGGCGAGACCCAUUGUUUUCCCAUCUUUGCUGCAUUGCAAAUCCGUAAUCUCCCUGUUCAGACUAUGGUCUUCACAACAUGCAUGUAGCGUUGCCCUGUAAGGGAAUGUGCUUAUUGAGGUCACACCUAAACCUGUAACUAAAGGGCUGUAAUAUAUGUGUAAGUGUAGAUAGUGUUAAUAAAUAAUAAUAUUUAACGCA